GUAGUGAGAACCACAAACUGAGGCAAUAAUUCUACCAUUCUCUGACGCCUCUAUAUGACACCAGUAAAUCCUGAGAAAUAUUAUUUCUCUAAGAUUCAGCUUUACGACCCUAAUGAAAUCAUAAAUUACGGGAUUCAAAAGCAAAUUCAAAAGAAAAAUAGGAGAAAACUAGCUAAACUCGAGAAGCAGGGUAUAUUUGUUGGCAGAGACCCAAUAAAAUUGUUGAAAAAAGCUAACAAGAGUCCAAAAUCAGAAACUAACAAUGCAGAUCUGACAUCCGUUGAUAUCAUUCGCAAAAAGUGGAAAAUUGCAUCACUCAGAGCUCAAGGUGUGAAGGUUAAAGAUGACAUGUCACUUUUGAAAAGGGCAGCUGAUAAAGUAUAUAAACUCAAACGGAAACGAGCUAAAAACUGGAAGAAGCGUAUAGAGGCUAAUGAAGAAAAGAAACGUGAGAGACAGGUUAAGAGAACCACCAAUAUUCAAGCAAGAAGAACGAGAAAACUUUCAAAGAAACUAAAUAAAGCUCGUGAAAAAGGGAGAAUUUUCUUCGCCUGUGAAUAAACAACUGUAUUUUGUGCUUAUUCUAAAACACUUCAAAACAAUUACUCACUGAUGAGCAUUUUAAAAUUCAUAUUCCUUGGUUUUGGUACAGAGAGUUUGUUUAAAUAAUCAUAUGAGAUUGGGCACCUUGAUGUCCGAUUUCGUCUAUAGAAAAGGCCAAGCUAUCAAACUAAGGUCCUCUUGUAGAAUUCGCUGGCUGUUCUUAGGAAUCAUGUAGGUCUACCGGCUGGUGUUAGCCAUAGUGAGAAACCCCUAUGUGACUUUGCUCUAAACCGAAUGAAAUAGAGGCAACAUAUCCUAUCCGCACCACUUAGGUUACUUUUUUGCUAAUAAACCAAUAGACUGG
This is a messenger RNA of Schistosoma guineensis, 907 nucleotides long. NCBI's taxonomy places the organism in Eukaryota, Metazoa, Platyhelminthes, Trematoda, Strigeidida, Schistosomatidae. The record is from the annotation of a GenBank genome assembly.